This is a messenger RNA of Schistosoma guineensis, 1096 nucleotides long. NCBI's taxonomy places the organism in Eukaryota, Metazoa, Platyhelminthes, Trematoda, Strigeidida, Schistosomatidae. The record is from the annotation of a GenBank genome assembly.
AUGCAUAUAACAAUGGAUGAAUCUAAUAAGGAAUUAAUUAAUAAUGUACCACAUUCACGGGCAAAAACACGACCAUCUGGAAAAUGUACAUUAGCUAGGAAACGUUUAAAACAAGUGUUUAAUAUGAGAAAAUAUUAUUUAUCAGUUAUUGGAUUGACAGGUUUUGAAGCAUUAUUAGUAUUAUGUCGAGUGAUAUUGGAAACAGAAUCAUUACGUUUACCUCCCGGAAAUACUCAACGAUUAAUUUUAGAAGGUCAAUUAGCUUUAGAAUGUUUAAGUUUAUUUACAUUGACAUUAUUUGUUGUGGAAGUUCCAUUUAAAAUAUGGGCUAUGGGAAUUCGUCAAUGGGGUCGUCAAUUAUUAUUUAUUAUAGAUGGUCUUGUAUGUGCAGUUUGUUUCUCAUUAGAUAUCUAUAAUAUUUAUCGACAUUCUAGUCGACCAUCAAGAGGGAUUACAUCAUCAAAAGUUUUAGAAUUAUGUAAUUAUUUACAUAUUACUUCACAAGCAGAUACAGCUUCAACAUUUGCUGAAAUCUUUGGUCUUAUGAUUGUUUAUAGAUUAUGGUAUAUUAAAAGAUUUAUAAAAAAAACAGUAUUCAUUAAAAGCAAACAAUCAAUUAAAAGAAUUCAAGAACUUCAACAAGUUUAUGGAGAAGCUGAUCAACGUAUUAAUCAAUUAGAAAAUAUAUUACAAGAACAAAUAGAUCGUAAAGAUAAUCAUCGAUCAAUAUCGAAUGUAAUUUUAGAUAAUAAACAAGGACAACAACAAACAACAAGACCAAUGCCAAAAGUGAAUUAUUCCAAUCGUCCUGCACCACGUCAGUUUUCUAAUAUAGAACGUUAAUCAAUAUUUACAUAUCUAUAUCUACAUAUGUUUUAACCUAUCACUGUAUUCUUACCAUACUUUUUUUGGUUUAACAUUUAUACUACUGCUUCAUUUUGUUAGUAGUAUAAAUAAGCUUUAAAAAAUAAAUUAUGUAGAGAGAUUAAAUUUUUCAUUUAGAAAAUUUAUAAAAGACUAUAAUGAUACUGGUUCUAUUCUAUGAUUUAUGAUGAAUUGUAUAAUAUGUCUAUAUAAAAUAAUAAUUUAAUAUUCU